AUGUCAAGUCCAAUAUGCCCUAUGCCUCUAGCCGAAAUCUUCCGGGAUAUUCUAGGCAAAGAAAAGGAAACAAACAAAGUCAAGAUACUCUACGAUGAUGCUUUCAAAGCUGAUAUCGGAAGAUGGAUUGCCUCGUGUGCGGUUAUAGGACUUGCGGCCGGUAUAAUUUCAAAGAAUCCAGGUCAAGGUCUACUUGCUGCAUCGGCAUAUAAUCUCGCAGUUGGUGCCCUUCAUUUCUUUGCUGUCAAAAUACCAGUCAGCCCACAAAGCAUGACCAACCCCAGACCACCCAUGUGGUACAGCCUACUUCUCGCUGCUUCAACAGCAAUGUGGCUAGCUGCUCUUGUUGUCAUGUUUGUCAAGAGAGAGGAUAUAAGCGCCUACCAAGAAUCAAACCACGAGAAGCGAAGGACUGGUUUUGUUGGAGAGGUAUCUGAAGGUCCCGUGGCAAUGUUGGAUAAUCUUACUAUUGCUUGUGGCUGUUUUGGAGUUUGUGCCUUCUUGUUUUGUUUAUAUCAGUGGUUUGUUGUUUAUUAUUUGUAUUCGACAAACUUCCGAAAGGUUGAGAUACAAGAAGGUUUUCGAAAGAUCAACAAGAUUGCUCCUCCAAAGAAUAGCAGUUCUGAAGAUGUUUAG
This is a messenger RNA of Fusarium venenatum, 636 nucleotides long. RefSeq lists its product as uncharacterized. The record is from RefSeq and is a predicted model, not a curated record. Lineage: Eukaryota; Fungi; Ascomycota; Sordariomycetes; Hypocreales; Nectriaceae.